This is a messenger RNA of Phalaenopsis equestris, 1004 nucleotides long. RefSeq names its product protein-L-isoaspartate O-methyltransferase-like. Gene Ontology annotation, biological process: protein modification process. The record is from RefSeq and is a predicted model, not a curated record. Gene Ontology annotation, cellular component: cytoplasm. Gene Ontology annotation, molecular function: protein-L-isoaspartate (D-aspartate) O-methyltransferase activity. The coding region runs from base 204 to 1004 and encodes 266 amino acids. The transcript has 4 exons. Lineage: Eukaryota; Viridiplantae; Streptophyta; Magnoliopsida; Asparagales; Orchidaceae.
AUGUGGAGUUUUCAAUAAUUAAUCAUUUGUUCGGUAUUAUCCGAACCUUGAUAACGCCCGCGCAUGGAGCCCCAGAAGCACCGAACGGUCGCGAGGGUUCAAUCUGCUUCCUGCUCACUGCGUUCUCGAGGAAUCCUGAUGACUGUGGUAAGAAAACUAUUGCAUGAGGUGUCAGCUGCAGCGACAACGGUGAGCAUAGAGCCAUGUCGGUCACCAAUAUCGUUGGGAUUCGUUUCCUCAAUCCGAUUGUAACUCGAAAUCGUCUCGCCUCCACUGGGGUUCUGUCUUCUCCACGCUGCCAAUUUCUUUGCCUUCUCUCCUACCCCCUGGUUCCCUCCGCCUGCUUACGCUUCACGUCCUCUUCUGAGAACGUACCCAGCCCUUUACCGGGACUCUGGCCAGUGCUUAGAAUGGAGGGUUUGUGGACAAGGGCAUCUAUUGAAAAGAACAAAGAACUCAUGGAAUAUUUGAGGCAUUAUGGUGUUAUAAAGUCAGAGAAAGUAGCUGAAGUUAUGGAAAUCAUUGACAGGGGAUUAUUUGUACCUGAUCGCUGCCCGCCAUAUUCUGAUAGCCCGAUGCCUAUAGGCUAUAAUGGAACAAUAUCGGCACCUCAUAUGCACGCAACUUGCCUUGAAUUGUUAAAGGAUCAUCUUAAGUCAGGCCUGCGUGCUCUUGAUGUGGGAUCAGGGUCUGGUUACUUGUCAGCUUGCUUUGCAAUGAUGGUUGGGCCAGAAGGUCAUGCGGUAGGGGUAGAGCACAUCCCUGAACUUGUGGCUGCGUCUGUUGAAAAUAUUAAUAGAAGUGCUGCAGCAUCACUGAUGGAGGGAGGUAGUCUCACUGUACAUGUUGCUGGUAUGAUUUGCGAGAAUUUUAACUAUUCCUACUUUCUUCUCGGUGUUCGAUACCCUGCUCGCCUUCCUUCUGGAUCACACGAAAGCUUCUCCUCCACACGAUCCCGUCUGCGAGCAAGGGCUAUUCUGGAUUGCACGAAAGCUCCUAUAUAA